Molecule: messenger RNA, 1722 nt
Organism: Penicillium nucicola
Lineage: Eukaryota; Fungi; Ascomycota; Eurotiomycetes; Eurotiales; Aspergillaceae
Product: MFS transporter
Exons: 3
Biological process (GO): transmembrane transport
Molecular function (GO): transmembrane transporter activity
Source: RefSeq, a predicted model, not a curated record
AUGCAGUCCUAUCUGCAAUUCCGACGAUUGGGAAAUGCCGUCCACAGACAGCUCAAUGAUGCCCCCGAACGCGGCGCCGCUUUCCCCGUGAACGAGACUCCCUUGGAAACAGAAGCUCCGACGCCAUCGGAUCAGACAGAUGACGAUGUCACUGAAUCGGAGUCGCCCCCUCUUGCGCAGAAGCCGACGCAGUAUUCGGAGAAAACAGCAUUCGGCAGAUCCCUGGCCGGGGUUGAUAUAAAGAAACAGCUCGAUCCCAAGUCUCAUAUCUUCAUUGUUGGGUGGGAACAUGAGAAUGAUCCGCUCAACCCUCGCAAUUAUAGUACUACGAGUCGCAUGGUCGCCACUUUGCUCGUCACCGCAUUGGCUUUCAUUGUUGGAGCUGCGUCGGCUAUCGAGUCCGGGGUUUUGCCUCAAAUCACGGAGUAUUACGAUGUGAGCGAAGUUGUGGGAUCGUUGGUUACUGGUAUCUACUUGCUCGGAUUCGCCGCCGGUUCGCUGGUUAGCGGACCUCUGUCUGAAAUCCUCGGCCGCAAUGCUGUCUACGCCGGCUCUCUUACUCUUUUCAUGAUUUUCAUCAUGGGAUCAGCCUUGGCUCCAAAUAUCGGUGCCCAACUGGCCUUCCGCUUUUUGGCUGGCAUCUUUGGCUGCCCGCCUUUAACCUGCGCAGGUGGUACCAUUGCGGACCUAUGGAAUCCUCUUGAGAAGACGCUCACUUUCCCCAUGUAUGCCAUCUUGUCAUUCGGUGGACCUGUCUUGGCCCCAGUUAUUGCAUCGUACAUCGGCCAAACAGGGGUUCUCUCGUGGCAAUGGACGGCUUGGAUCAUUCUCAUAGCCUCCGGUGCAAUCAUGGCUCUUAUCAUUCUGUUCCAGCCCGAGACCUACUCCCCACUGCUCCUCAAAUGGAAAGGAAAGCAUUUGCGCAAGGCAACAGGUGAUAACCGCUUCCGCUCAGAAAUGGACAUGGAGAAAAUCCCACUGUUCACUCGCAUCGGUGGUGCCCUGAAACGCCAGUUCCUCAUCACUUUCCAGGAACCCAUCAUCCUCUUGAUUUCCAUGUACAUGACCGUUCUGUACAUCGUCCUCUUCACCUUCUUUGAUGGCUAUACUUACAUCUUCACUGAUGUAUAUGGCAUUUCACAAGGACUAACCAACAUCACCUGGGUGGCAAUGUACGUUGGGAUCAUGCUCGCAGGUCUCCUCGCAUUCCCAAUUUACCACUGGACAAAGCGCGAUUUCACCGCAGCCGCCAAAGCAAAGAACGGAACUGACCCAGCGACCGAUCCUCACGCUUUGGACAACAUCCACACUCAACCCGAGAUCAGACUUUGGUUUGCCAUGGUCGGCGCACCACUGAUUCCUAUCAGUUUGUUCUGGAUGGGCUGGACCGAUUUCGCCUCCGUCUCAAUCUGGUCCCCUAUAAUUGCAUCUUCUUUCUUCGGCUUUGGCGCCAUUUGCAUCUUCAUCAGUUCCUACAUGUACGUCAUCGACUCGUACGGUAUCUAUGCUGCCUCCGCUUUGGGUUUCAUGACUGUCUCGCGGUACUUUGCUGCGGGCGGUAUGACUGUGGUUGGGAUUCCAUUCUACAAGAAUAUGGGUGUUCAUUACACUCUUACCAUUCUUGCGUGUAUUAGUGCUGUCAUGGUUCCUGUGCCGUAUGUGUUCUAUCGGUAUGGAACUGUCAUUCGGAAGUGGAGUCGGUAUGCUAUUACUGAGGUGACG